GCACAGCAACAGGUUGGAGUUGCUGAAGCUUCUGGAGCUUGAUUUAACUGUGGCGUCCACUUUGCAAAGCUGAUACGAUUUGAGUGUCUGCGAGUUCAGUUGAUGGACAAAAGCACUGUGGACGAAUUUUGUGCAAAAAGUUACUUGGCAUGUUUUUAGAGUUUUUUUUAGGGAAGUGGAGCAUCCUCGAGCGUCAAGGCAACCAUCAAAGUUCUUUAAAACUUUUUUGUUCGCCUUUUCAGCUCACUGUUGGCAACUUGGAUGCUUGAGGGGACCUCCAGUAGAAAACAGUGAAUAGAAACAAAACUUUUUGUCCGGUGAAGCAUCACCACAGGGUUUACAGACCAGAAGCUUGUGACGCCUCUCGGGUUCUUCGGCAUGUUUGCCGCGGCUCUCCUCCUCGCAGCGCUCUGCGUUUUUACGCAUCUGGACACUUUUACGCACGGGUGCCAGCUCCCGUCCGAGUGGCGGCCGCUGAGCGAGGGCUGCCGGGCGGAGCUGGCGGAGAUCAUCGUGUACGCCCGGGUCCUGGCGAUCCACCGGGAGCCCCUGGGCGGCGGGGCAGGCAGCCUGUACAACUCGCUGCCCUUCGGGUUCGGGUAUGGGUACGAGGGCGCGGAGGAAGGGCUGCUGUACUCCGCGGAGGUGGAGCUGCUGUGCGACCAGGCUUGGGGCAGCAUGCUGGAGGUGCCCUCUGGAUCAAGACUUAACCUGACCGGACUGGGUUACCUGUCCUGCCAGUCCCACACCGUGAUGGAGAACUACUCCUACUUUUUCUUCCUCAGGAUGGACGAGAACUACAACAUCCUCCCCCACGGCGUCAACUUCCAGGACGCCAUCUUCCCCGACACGUCCGAGAACAGGCGCACGUUCUCCAGCCUCUUCCAGUUCUCCAACUGCACCCAAGGCAGCCAGCCUUUCCACACCUUCAGCCCGGAGUGGGACACCCAGGAGGACAGCAGGCUACUGUGCUCCUCGGUGCAGGCCGCGCUGUUCGAGGAGGAGGAGCGAGGCCGCAAGCUGCAGGAGCGCCUGGCGGCGGCGGAGAGGAGGAACCGGCAGCUGAAGGAGCGCGUUCGCAAGGUGAAGCGCUCGCUGAGGAACACCCGCAAGGCCGCACGCAGGGCCGAGCAGGAGGCGCAGGAGCUGCGGGAGAAGCUGAAGGCUGCGGAGUGGAGGGCGGGGCAUCACCUCAACGCCAUAACGCAGGAGGAGCCUCCGCCCGGGCGCUACGCGAGCACGGCCAUGCGCCAGCGAAUGCAGCUUUAACCAAUCCCACCCGCCCCAAACUGCCACCCACCUGGACUGAAAACUGGCUGUGGAGAGCGAGGGACUGCUGGGCGGUCUCUGUGUAAGGGACAGACAAAUAGCAACUGUCACAUAUGAGUAAACACACUUUUAAAGUCAUAAUCUCUAUAGUUUUCUUGUAAAUAAACUACUCUUUCUCUCUUUUGUAACCCUGAUUGUUAUAGACAAUCAAACGAUUGUUUUCUCGAUGAGGCGGAGCACUGCUUAAGCACCGCUGCCUUCAUGACCUGGACUCAGCUGCUGCUCAGAGCUCCUCAGCGACAACACUGAUGCAUUACUCCGUUUGCCACCCAACCUGAAGUUAAAUUAGUUAAAGUUUUAAAACAAAACAAAACAAAAAGUGACAAAAAGAAGUUCAUAAAUCAGGCAGGAAUACAAGUCAGGCUGAGUUGCAUUAUGGGAAGUGUAGGAUCCAGUGUUUAAAAGUCUCAGCCUCUGCUGCAUCGAAUGGGUAACCAUGCUCAUUAAAAAGAGUGGCCCAACAGUAUAGCAUAGUAAAUCACAGGACUGUGCUUUUAAAUCUAAUAUUUCUUUUGUUUUUGUGAUCUGAACACAAUUCCCAAAAAUGGGAAUUUCCUGACUCCAGUGCUUAGCUCUGCACAAACUAAUUUUCUGGCCCUUUUGCACAAAAGAGCUGCAAACGUAAUAAUUCUCCGUGGGUCCGUCACUAUGAGCGACCCCUCCCACGAUACACACAGUGAUUUGACCCAUUGUUGGUAUAAAAAUGCUGAUUGUAGCAGCUUUAGGUAGCUGAAAGGCUCUGAGUGGCAUUUUUAGUCUUUUAGUUUUUGCAGCGUUGCAUAUUGAAAACAAAGAAAAGACACAUUCAAAAUUGCCUUUUACAUGAAGCAAUGAGAGGCGUUGCAUUUAAUUCAGUAAUGUGAUUUAUCUGCUAUUUCUUCAACUGAAAUUACAAGCAGAGAGUGGUGCAACUGAGGAGAUGUUUGAUUCAUUUGUUAUUAAUUUGAGUUUUUUAAACGUCGGCUUGUAUGUGGACGUUUUUUUGUACGAGUGUUUUCCUGCAUAUAA
Chelmon rostratus (copperband butterflyfish) is the source of this 2337-nucleotide messenger RNA. It is a transcript of the gene ccdc3a, whose product is annotated as coiled-coil domain containing 3a. Gene Ontology annotation, cellular component: extracellular region. Bases 379 to 1269 code for a protein of 296 amino acids. The transcript has 3 exons. Gene Ontology annotation, biological process: negative regulation of gene expression. NCBI's taxonomy places the organism in Eukaryota, Metazoa, Chordata, Actinopteri, Chaetodontiformes, Chaetodontidae. The record is from RefSeq and is a predicted model, not a curated record.